Gadus morhua (Atlantic cod) is the source of this 2252-nucleotide messenger RNA. RefSeq names its product KDEL endoplasmic reticulum protein retention receptor 2b (gene kdelr2b). Gene Ontology annotation, biological process: protein retention in ER lumen. The transcript is spliced from 5 exons. Gene Ontology annotation, molecular function: ER lumen protein retrieval receptor activity. The record is from RefSeq and is a predicted model, not a curated record. Bases 214 to 852 code for a protein of 212 amino acids. Gene Ontology annotation, cellular component: membrane. Lineage: Eukaryota; Metazoa; Chordata; Actinopteri; Gadiformes; Gadidae.
GGUUGGUUCCCUCGUUGGCCACGUCUCCAGGCCACGUCGCGCAUCACACGCCAUUUUCCAAACCUUUCCCCAGAAUAGACCAUUACCGCUCUAGAUAUCAACCCAAACGGGACAUCAGCGUGUCCGUCAGAGGCCACCUUACCUGCAGUGUUCAGGGAGAUUUGGAGGGGUCGACUGUAGAAGGAAGCGGAGGACCGUGCGUCUUGCAGAAACAUGAACAUCUUCAGGCUAACCGGGGAUCUCUCCCAUUUAGCGGCCAUCAUCAUCCUGCUGCUGAAGAUAUGGAAAACCAGGUCUUGUGCCGGUAUUUCGGGGAAGAGUCAAAUCCUGUUUGCCUUGGUGUUCACCACACGUUACCUGGAUCUGCUCACCUCCUUCAUAUCCCUCUACAACACGUCCAUGAAGUUCAUCUACAUCGGAUGUGCCUACGCCACGGUCUACAUGAUCUACGCCAAGUUCAAGGCCACAUAUGACGGAAACCACGACACGUUCAGGGUGGAGUUCCUGGUGGUCCCUAUCGGAGGUCUGGCCUUCCUCGUCAACCACGACUUCUCUCCUCUUGAGAUCCUGUGGACGUUCUCCAUCUACCUGGAGUCGGUGGCCAUCCUGCCCCAGCUCUUCAUGAUCAGCAAGACGGGCGAGGCGGAGACCAUCACCACCCACUACCUGUUCUUCCUCGGCCUCUACCGCGCCCUCUACCUCAUGAACUGGAUCUGGCGCUUCUACUUCGAGGGCUUCUUCGACAUGAUCGCCAUCGUGGCGGGCGUGGUGCAGACCAUCCUCUACUGUGACUUCUUCUACCUGUAUGUAACGAAAGUCCUGAAGGGCAAGAAGCUGAGUCUGCCUGCGUAAGCGCCAAAGGGAGAGACCCGAGAGAGAGUGUGUGUUUUUGGCAGACUCAAAGCAAUGGUGAACACAAGGAGGGGGGGGGAGGGGGGAGGCAAAGGACACCACUUGCCUGCCCCCCCACACACACUCCCCCCCCCCCCCCCCCCCCCCCAUCGUCCCAUCCCCCCCACCCCCGCCUCCGGUAAGAUGCCUGAGACAGAGAGCGAAAGGGAGCCGCUGAGCGUCGGCCAAUCGAGUCGCCUCGUUACCGACUAACAGUCCACAGGAAAACAUGGAAAACGGGUUCGGAUCUGCAUCGGGCCGUUCAUUGGCCUUUGGGUUUCUGUUUUAUGCAUCUUGCCUUUACCUUUUUUUUUCUAUCAUUAUAAUAAUUUUAUUUUUUAUUCUGCUCUGUGUAAAAGGAAAGAGGAAAAAAAAGAAAAGCGUUUUCUACAUUGGAAAAAUAAUCUUUAGGAAUUGACUGGAGAGCUGAUCCUCUGUUGGGCUCCUUGGUGAAUGUUCCUUGGUUCCGCACCGUGUAAUAACAGCGAACAAGUGGUGGGAUGAUAUUGACUCGGCUGUGUUUAGCAAUCUGAAUAAAUGUGUUAUUUUUUUCGAAUCGGUUGGGGUAGGAAGAGGGUUUUGUUACAUCCCCAUGGUUGAAUGGAGGAUAUGUUUUAAUUUAAAUGGUUCACGGCCCUGACUACAUUCCUGUGUCCUUAAAGAGGCCUUCUCCAGAGUUCCCCUUGUGCAUGUCACACCUUUAGGUUGCUGGUGACGUCACACACAUUUCGUUGGUUGAAAAUGAAACUUUGUUGUUGAUUCCAGUAUGGACUGCGGUAAGGGCUUUGCCUGCAAUUCCAAAGAUUGAUUUUCUCAAUAAAUUUGCCAUUGAUGUUUUGGAUACCUAUGCGAUUUCACCAGGUUGGAUUUUAGGAAAGACAAUAAAAGCAUUCUGUGCAGUCCAUGAAAUAAUCAAAAACAUGCCCCAAAAUGUUCACUGCUGUAAAUUAAGUUAUUUUUAAAUUCUCAUUUGAAUACAAAAUCUCCCAAGACUGGUGCCAUAAAUCACCUGUAAUAAUUCACCUGUAAUAUUUCAUUGGCCCACUCACAUUCACAUUACUCCUUUAGAUGUUGGAAACAAGUAACUUAUUAAGUGACAUGUAUUCAUAAAUACUGCUAAAGUCUACCUUCUUCAAAUUAAAAUAUACUGUCUGACGUAUUGUCCAGGUGACAAAUAUCUUAAAUGUCUCCCAGAAGCGCCUUGUGGUGAACAUCCUAUCAACACUGUUGCAUAGGAAACAUCCAGGGGGCUGCCAUCGGUUUUCAUUCCAGAUCAUUCCAUCUUACGUUUAGUUUUGUCAUCAUAGCAGAGGUUCUGCAUGAAGAUGCAACCACAAAUAAAGGUUUUAUGGUAAACACAA